Messenger RNA from Trematomus bernacchii (emerald rockcod), 1392 nucleotides. RefSeq names its product polycomb group ring finger 6 (gene pcgf6). Gene Ontology annotation, cellular component: PRC1 complex. Gene Ontology annotation, biological process: regulation of transcription by RNA polymerase II. The coding region runs from base 308 to 1060 and encodes 250 amino acids. Lineage: Eukaryota; Metazoa; Chordata; Actinopteri; Perciformes; Nototheniidae. The record is from RefSeq and is a predicted model, not a curated record. The transcript has 11 exons.
CAGUUUGUGUCACACACACGCGAGGGAAAUAGAGUCGCUAGCGCGAGUGUAAAUAACGAAGCAAAGUAUAUAAAGUUAAGAAGUAGCUUUAUUUCGUAUUUAAGUUGUCUUUUGUAGUAUUAGCAAGCGUCUGGGCGUUUAACCUAGCUAACUGAGGUUACAUUAGCAAGCUGUGUCUCUUAACAAUCACAUUAAUUUAAAUGUAUUUAACGUUAGCCAGCUAGCCACGCAUAGCUUAAUUCGUAGGGAACUCCAAACAACGUCGACGUUUUGAGUUCUAACUUAGUGUCGUAAACAGCUGUUGGGAAUGUUGCCUCGCUGGAGUCAUGAAGGGACAACAAACGAUUCAGAGGACGAAGAAGAGCCCAAGCGUCCUCUCAGUGAAUUCUACCCAUAUAUCCGCUGUGCCCUGUGCAGCCUCUUCCUCAUCGAUGCCACCACCAUCAUAGAGUGCCUGCACACAUUUUGCAAAAGCUGCAUCGUGAAGCACUUCUUCUACAACAACAGGUGUCCAACAUGCAGCACUGUAGUCCACCAGACACAACCGACGUACAACAUCAGGCCUGACAGACAACUGCAGGAUAUUGUUUACAAAAUGGUUCCCUUCCUGGAGGAGUCCGAAAGAAAACAAAUGUGUCAAUUCUACAAGGAGAGAGGGCUGGAUGUGCCAAACACAGUUGUAAUCUCGCCUCCAGGUCCUGUUGUCAUAAAGAGGCAGAAGAAAGAGAACAUUCCCCCGUCUGUGUUCACCAUCCCUCCUGAGCUGGAUGUAUCUCUGCUGCUGGAGUUUGUUGGGGCUGAAGAGGGCAUCGCUAAUUACAAGCCGUUAGAGAGGCGGUACGUCCGUGUGUCCGGGGAGGCCACUGUGCGCCACGUGGAGAUCUUCAUCAGGAGGAAGAUGGAGCUGAGCUCAGCAUGCCAGGUGGACGUGGUUUGUGGAGAUCACCUCCUCGAUCACUUCCAGUCCCUCAAGGACAUUCAGAGCUUUGUGGGUGAAGAGGCACUGCAGGACGGUCUGUUGGUGCUGCAUUUUGGCCUGGUCCUGCCCUCCCAGCCAUGAGCACGAGAGGUGGACGUAGUCCAAGAACUCAUCACUUGGAUUUCCUUUAUUUGUUAACAGUCUGAAAUGAAAAGAUCUAAACAUUUAAAACUGCAACGCUCAAUUGUUCUAAUAAUAUUAUCACUGGGCAUUCAGGACAGCCCUGGUUUCUGUUUGUUUCGCACAGACAUUUGAUUAACAGAAGGGCCAUCAUGCAAAAUGAAUUAAACCCGAGUCCUUGUCUUACUGCCAAGAUGUCUUUGAAGGCAUCGUUCCAGGUGCUGUGUGUGUGUGUGUGUGUGUGUGUGUGUGUGUGUGUGUGUGUGUGUGUGUGUGUGUGUGUGUGUGGUGUG